AUGUCUUUGAAACGUAGCCGAUUGCCCCCCGCCGACGAGGAACACGAUGAUGAUCCUUUCAAGGAGCCUUGGACGCCAUUUACAGAGGCUAAUGCUUUGAUCAGCGUUUUAGGAACAGAGUUGAUUCGGGUCGUUGUAGGCAAAAACAGUUAUCAGAAGGUCUUUCAUGUGCACAAAAACAUACUUUUCGACAAAAUACCCUGUUUCAAGCAGCUUUCCAAAAACAACCGCAAAAUCGUCGAAUUCCCAAAUCAAGUACCCAGUACUUUCGACGUGCUUGUUGAAUGGGCCCACACAGAUUGCUUGCGAGGCAUUGAGAUGCUUGGUGGAGAUGACCAAGAUUUUGUUCAAUACAGAUCCUGGGAUCCCGUAUGUCUCUACCAACUCGCAGAAGAAUUACUUCUUCCAGGGCUUAUGGACCGAGUCAUGGAGGUUCAGAGAAGGUUCGAUGAUCUACACUGUGCCAGUUACGAUCCUGAUGGUCUUAAAGAAAUCUACGGAAAGACUUCUAAAAACUCGAAAUUCAGACAGUACACUGCAGAAGUGGUUGCACAUGUAGUCCGCAACAAUGCAGAGGAGGAAAUUCCAACGCCCGAUUUGGUGUCUGCCAUGGAGAACAAAGAUCUCGCUAGUGAUUAUUUAAGUAUAAGUCGGAGGGCGACCAUCAAAGAUCCACGCAAAGGCUCAGGCUGUCGAUUUCAUAUGCAUGAGAAAAAUGAGAAGUGCUCGGCAAAAGAUCAUCGAUGGGAAGGAAAGGCCACUAUUCUAUCACUUGAACAAAUAAAAGAGAAGAGACUACCCCCAGCAAAGAGACCAAGGCUCUUCAGAAGCUCUCAAGAGUCUUGA
Messenger RNA from Botrytis fragariae, 846 nucleotides. RefSeq lists its product as uncharacterized. Lineage: Eukaryota; Fungi; Ascomycota; Leotiomycetes; Helotiales; Sclerotiniaceae. The record is from RefSeq and is a predicted model, not a curated record. The transcript has 2 exons. The coding region runs from base 1 to 846 and encodes 281 amino acids.